Wasmannia auropunctata (little fire ant) is the source of this 1416-nucleotide messenger RNA. RefSeq names its product homeobox protein Nkx-6.1-like (gene HGTX). The transcript has 5 exons. The coding region runs from base 1 to 1416 and encodes 471 amino acids. NCBI's taxonomy places the organism in Eukaryota, Metazoa, Arthropoda, Insecta, Hymenoptera, Formicidae. Gene Ontology annotation, biological process: cell differentiation; regulation of transcription by RNA polymerase II. Gene Ontology annotation, cellular component: nucleus. Gene Ontology annotation, molecular function: RNA polymerase II cis-regulatory region sequence-specific DNA binding; DNA-binding transcription factor activity, RNA polymerase II-specific. The record is from RefSeq and is a predicted model, not a curated record.
AUGGUGUGUUCUCUGACCAGCGGCAAGGCCUGCGCCGACAGCGGAGACCCGUGCCCGGACCCGCCAUCGCGCUCCACGCCGGAGGGCGGCGGACUCGAGAUCGCCGAGAACAUGUCAUCGUCGCUCAGCGACGCGCAUCGACGCAACAAUAACCACCACCUGGACCAGGGCGACCGCAGCUCGUCCGCGGGUUCCUCGCUGGGCUCGUGCUCGCCGCCGCCCGCCUCGAGCCACUCACCGCCGCCCCCGCGACCGCCCUGGCUCCACGACUUCCACGCGGCGGCCGCGCCCCAUGUUUUGCAGUUUCUCAAUCUAAGCGCCGCCGGGGGUGGCAUGCUCGGUAGCCAGCCGCUGGCAGCGCUGCACUCUAUGGCGGAGAGGAGUCAUCAGCAUCAGCAGCAGCAGCAGCAGCAGCAACAGCAGCAGCAGCAGCAGCAGCAGCAGCAUCAACAGCAGCAGCAGUCGCACCAGCAGCAGCACCAUCCGCCGCAUCAACAGCAACAGGGCGGCAUCCAGUUACCGCGUAUCACGGUGCCGUUAUCCACCAUCACGCAGGGCCAAUCGUCGCCGACCGGCAGCGGCAAGCACAGCCCGGCGACCUCCAUCACCUCCGUCGGCAGCAAUCCCCACGGCAUCGACACGAUACUCUCGAGACCGACGGCGACGGUCCACCCCCAGGCAACGGUACCGCCAUCGCACGCGACCCUACCACCGACCCCGCAUCCCCAGCACAUGGCCGCGCCGCGGUACGCCAUGCACGCCGGCUUCACGGCGUCCUCGGGUAUCAGCCAAUUUCAACAAAGAGCGGAACCACGGCACACUGCUGUCUAUUGGCCGGGCCUUCAGGGACUAGUCAGCGAUCCUCUCGCAUGGCGGGCAAGAUUACACACAUUGUCGCAACAGCUGGGCUGUCAGCAAGCGAUGACGGGCACGGGCGGCGGCGCCGGGGAACACGAGGGCGGCAAGAAGAAGCAUACGAGGCCCACGUUCAGUGGACAGCAGAUCUUCGCUCUGGAGAAGACCUUCGAGCAGACCAAGUACCUAGCCGGCCCGGAGCGCGCCAAAUUGGCGUACGCCCUCGGGAUGUCGGAAUCCCAAGUCAAGGUAUGGUUCCAGAAUCGGCGGACGAAGUGGCGGAAGAAGCACGCGGCGGAGAUGGCGACGGCGAAGCGGCGGCAGGAGGAGGUCGAGGGCGUCGUCGCCGAGGGUGAGGACGGUUGCAGUGAUGCUGAGGCCGACGGCAGCAGCAGCGGCGGACCAAUGAUGCUCGCAAGCGCUGCAAGCGUCAAACCAAACGCAGCAGAAGUAGACGAUUAUGUGUUUUUACGUCGUGAAAUCGCCUCGCCCCGUCGAACACUUCGAUCGACGAUCGAGUUCGUGAUACUUAUUGGAUAUUUACCUGGAAAUCAAACCUAG